AUGUUGAUUGUAUCUCGCGGGGAACUGGCAACUUUCCGCAACAGCGGCGGCGGCGGCGUGGACAAGCCAACUGCGGCGAAUCGCUUAGCCCGCGUGCGCGCGCGUUUAUUUGAGAGAAAAACAGACAGACAUUCCUCGCUAUCUGGCGCGAGUGUUGAUUUUGUUUCAACUGCGCGCGAGAAGGAGCGUAUUCGAUUUAACGUUUCACCUCUUUACGCAUGGGCGCCGUUAUCUGGACUGGUGGUGGGCGGGAUCGGUAUCUGGACGGUGAUUUCGAAGCACAGCUACGUGUCCCUGAUGACGACCUCGACGUACCCGGCACUGGCGUACGCUUUGAUCGUAGCAGGUGUCCUGGCUGUGGUCGGUAGCUGGCUGGGAUGUGGCGGCGUUACCUCUGAAAAUAGAUGCGUUCUUCUUAUAUACGUGUUCGUGGUGAUGCUGGUGUUCGUGCUGGAAGCGGGUGUCGGUGCCCUGGCGCGGCUCUACGAGGAACAAGUCGGUCCUGAAUUGAAGAUGAACCUUAAUCGCACGUUCCUCGAGAACUACGCCAUGAGGCGCAAGGAAACUUCGGCGAUCGACCAGAUGCAGAUAGAGGUAAGUACCGACGACGUACACGAGACCCGAUCGGACACGAGCGCUCGAUCGAUCGCUUCGAGAGGGUAAACAUUUACCCGUGAA
Messenger RNA from Frieseomelitta varia, 678 nucleotides. RefSeq names its product CD151 antigen-like. The coding region runs from base 1 to 663 and encodes 220 amino acids. The record is from RefSeq and is a predicted model, not a curated record. Lineage: Eukaryota; Metazoa; Arthropoda; Insecta; Hymenoptera; Apidae. The transcript has 4 exons. Gene Ontology annotation, cellular component: membrane.